ACGCACCGCCAAGCGGCGUGGCUCUUUCGGCGUCGCCGCGAUGCCCGUCAGCGUGAGCCAGCUCACGCUCACCAGCGGCGACCUGGACAAGUUCCGGAACCCGCCAUGGUGGCACCGGCGGACGCGGCUGGAGCGGGCCCUGUGCGGCGUCGCCUCGACGGCCCUGCUCAUGUUCUUCGCGAUGGCGGCUGCACUGGCGGUGCUGGGCUACCACUACCAGCGAGGAAUCGAUAACGGUGGACAGCGGCUUGGCAACCGACCAGGCCGAGAAGGUCGGCAGGGCGUGGCGCUGCCCUCGAAGGCCGACCGGCUGAUGGGUGGAGGCGAUGACGCCAAGCUGUGCCUGUCGCCUGGCUGCGUGCAGGCCGCCUCGGCGCUGCUGCAGAACAUGAACCAAAGCGUGGACCCGUGCGAGAACUUUUACCAGUUCGCCUGUGGCGGCUGGGUGCAGAGGCACCUCAUACCCGAAGACAAGUCGUCGCUGUCGCAGUUCUCGCUCAUCCAGGACCAGCUGGACGCCAAGCUGCGCGUGCUCGUUGAAGAACCCGUGCGCCCGGGGUCCGAGCCGCGGUUCGUGCAGAAGAUGAAGUACAUGUACCAGUCGUGCCUGAACACGACCGUCAUCGACUCGAUAGCCGAGACUCCGCUGAAGCGGGUCCUGACCGAGCUGGGCGGCUGGCCCGUUGUCGAAGGCGCCGGCUGGAACGCCACGCGCUUCCACUGGCUGGACGCGCUCAUCCAGUACCGGAGCUUCGGCUACAGCCACGACAUCCUGCUCGACCUGUCGGUCAUCCCGGACUUCCGCAACAACACACGCUACAUCAUCGAUCUGGACCAGACGUCGCUGGGCCUCCCCGACCGCACGUAUCUGCUGCGGGGCCUGAACGACAGUGCGGUGGCCGCUUACCUGAAGCUCAUGGUGGAAGCUGCCAUGUUGCUCGGCGCCACGGACCGAACGGCCGCCGAGGAAGAGCUCAAGAACGCGCUGCUUUUCGAGAUCACGCUUGCAAACUACUCUACACCGCGCGAAGAACGGCGCAACAUCAGCAAGCUGUACAACAAGAUGCCGCUGAGUGACCUGAAGAAGCUGGCACCAAAAAUCGACUGGAACCGCUACUUCAAUUCGCUGCUGCUGGACCCGGUGGCGGACGACGAGCCGAUCAACGUGGUGGUGCCGGCGUUCGUGCAGCGCUUCGAGGGCCUGCUGGAGACGACGCCCGCGCGCACGCUGGCCAACUACAUGGUGUGGCGCGUGGUGCUGCAGUCGUACGCCAGCCUGGGCAAGCCGUGGCGCGAGCGGCUGCAGGAGUUCAACGGCGUGCUCACGGGCAAGACGCGCGAGACGGCCCGCUGGGAGCAGUGCAUGGGCUCGCUCACGGGCUCGCUGGGCAUCGCGCUGUCGUCGCUGUACGUGCGCCACUUCUUCCAGGAGGACGCCAAGGGCGCCGCCCUGGACAUGGUGCAGUUCAUCGUGCGCGAGUUCCUCGCCAUCCUCGACGGCAUCGACUGGAUGGACGAGCAGACGCGGCAGCGAGCGCGAGCCAAGGCGCAGGCCAUCCGGCCCUACAUCGGCUACCCGGACGAGCUGCUCAACGACGCGCUCGUCGAGGAGCACUACGCCAAGGUGGAGCUCCUGCCGGACAACUACUUCGAGAACAUCAUGCGCCUGCGCAAGUGGUCCACCGACUACGCGUUCGGCCAGCUGCGCAAGCCGCACAUCAAGGGGGAAUGGAAGAAGCAUGCUCAGGUGGCCGUGGUCAACGCAUACUACAACAGCCUGGAGAAUUGCAUCGAAUUUCCAGCCGGCAUCCUGCAGGGCGCCUUCUUCUCCAAGGAUCGACCAAACUACAUGAACUACGGUGCGAUUGGGUUCGUCAUAGGACACGAAAUAACGCACGGUUUUGAUGACAGAGGGCGCCAGUUCGACAAAGACGGCAACAACGUGAACUGGUGGGAGCACGAGACGGAUCAGCGGUUUCGCGAAAGGGCGCAGUGCAUCAUUGAUCAGUACGGAAACUACACCGUCGCCAAGGGUACCAUGAAGGUGAACGGCGUCAACACGCAAGGCGAGAACAUUGCGGACAAUGGAGGCAUCAAGGAGGCAUUUAAGGCCUAUCAACGCUGGGUGAAAGAAAAUGGUCCGGAGGCGGGUCUUCCGGGCCUAAGAUACACACCCCAGCAACUAUUCUGGAUCAGUGCUGCAAAUGUGUGGUGCGGAAAGUACCGACCAGAGGCAAUGAAGCUUAGGAUCAUGUCUGGAUCACACAGCCCACCGUCUUACAGGGUCAUUGGUCCCAUGUCGAACACACCCGAGUUCGCCCAGGAGUUCAACUGCCCGCCUGGGUCUCCCAUGAAUCCGACCAAAAAGUGCACCGUCUGGUGAUCACUGCCGCCGCACCGUCUCCGGGAACAGUGAAAGGGACACUCUCCGGACCCUCGGUGCUCGGCUCCAAAUUUCGGCCGCAAAACUGUGUGCGCUGGUCGGCCCGAAAACAACAGUGCGAACAACAAAUAUAUCAUCGGUGUUGUCUG
Molecule: messenger RNA, 2532 nt
Organism: Rhipicephalus microplus (southern cattle tick)
Lineage: Eukaryota; Metazoa; Arthropoda; Arachnida; Ixodida; Ixodidae
Gene: Nep2
Product: M13 family metallopeptidase neprilysin 2
Biological process (GO): protein processing
Cellular component (GO): plasma membrane
Molecular function (GO): metalloendopeptidase activity
Source: RefSeq, a predicted model, not a curated record